Molecule: messenger RNA, 2412 nt
Organism: Falco peregrinus (peregrine falcon)
Lineage: Eukaryota; Metazoa; Chordata; Aves; Falconiformes; Falconidae
Gene: TMEM263
Product: transmembrane protein 263
Exons: 5
Coding region: 323-673 (116 amino acids)
Source: RefSeq, a predicted model, not a curated record
CCGCGCCGCGCCGGGCGCUGGGGCGGGGUCUGCGGGCGCCGACGGGGCGGGCGGCGGCGGGCGCCACGUCGGCAGCGGGGAAAGGCGGAGGAGUAAAGUCUGCGGCGGAGCCGAGCCCGGCGUGUGCGCCGCGCGGUGUAUGCAGAAUACUUUUGUGGAAACAACUAACUGAAGCCUUCACAAAGGAAUAUAUUUGCAAGGAGCGUGAAGACAAACCUUCCUUAGGAUACGCUGCAGUCUGGUGUCCAGGAGGCCUUUUGCAAACUGGGACAUACGAGCUUGGACCUUAAUAGACAAAGGAGGCACUGAACUGUAGGCAAUAAUGAAUCAAACGGACAAAAAUCAGCAGGAAGUCCCAUCAUACCUUCAUGAUGAACCACCAGAAGGUUCAUUAAAAGACCACCCGCAGCAGCAGCCUGGCAUGCUUUCUCGUGUGACUGGUGGCCUCUUCAGUGUCACAAAGGGAGCUGUUGGUGCCACGAUUGGGGGUGUUGCUUGGAUUGGAGGGAAAAGCUUUGAAAUUACCAAAACAGCGGUCACAUCUGUGCCUUCAGUGGGAGUGGGGCUAGUCAAAGGAAGUGUUUCUGCUGUAGCUGGAGGUGUUACAGCUGUAGGAUCUGCUGUUGCAAGUAAAGUGCCUUUAACAGGAAAGAAAAAGGAUAAGUCUGACUAAAACCAAAACUGAGACAUACUCGAUUCUCCAGAAUGUUACAUCAGUGGCAUUAAAAUCUGCUAAGAUUUGGACCAUGAGAAGCCAUGUGUCUUAGACACUCUACCUUCUAAAGAGUUGUGCAAGUAACUUGGAUUUCAUCUGAAAAGGACAGAAGAAGCUUGGCUAGCACAGCGUAUGAAGAUUUAUUAGAGCCUAGAUUGAAGCUUUGUAUCUGGUGAAAUGUUACACUUGAUAACUAUAGAUGUGAGUAAGCGUAUCUGAAGGGAUAAUACAUAUCUGAAUAUUCAUUUACUGUAAGUCUUUUGCAGUUCUGGACUAAAAUGUGAACACAGAAACUUGGUAGUGUCCGCCAUACCAUCAGUGUGACAAGAUGCCAUUUACUGUUCUCAGUGGUUUCCACAUCCUCCUGCUAAGGAUCCUUCAGCCGUGUAACAGCAUUGUUGGAUGUACCCAAAUAGUUUCGGUUACAAACCCGUGUAUUCACAGGCAGCAUGUAAACUAUCGGUGACUUCAUUCUGCCAAGUGCAGACUGGAGCAAAUAGAACUAGAGGUGUGCAGAAACUGGAAAUGAGAGUGGGAGACAGAAGUGAGAAAGCUGGACAACAUGGUAGAAGGGAUCCUAAAGAGUAAACUAACUUAAUGCCUUAUUAGAAAAAAUAUCUUUUUAUUAGGGGAAGCUGGGUAAAGAAUUGUCCUGUUAUUUCAGUGCAGUUCACAGAAUGAGCUUUAGACUCUCUUUAUGAGUUCCACUGUCUGAAACCUUGUCAAUUUUUACUGAAAACAAGAUUGCUCCAUCUCAGGUGUAUUUAAUGAUAUGCAUCUCUCUCCUGCAAGUGAAAACUUGCUGCUAAUAAACUUCCUGUAGACACUAGAAAAAAUGAUGGCUUAGUGGAAACUAGGCUGAUGUUUGUGGUCAUCUGGCACAACUGUCUUGACUUGAAAGAAAUUCCUUUGUGUCAUUGGAAACCACUGAAGAACUAGCAAAGCUGUUGUCUCAACUCCAUGAUGCGCCAGGUUAGCUUCUUGCUCUGUUUAAGCAAAUGCAAGGAAUUUUUCACAUCUUUCUCUCAUACUUUGCAUUUUGAUUUGAGUAAAAUGCAAUACUUUUAUUUAAAACAAACCAAAAAAGGUAGGUGAGGCCUUAAAAAAAAAAAAAGAGAGAAAGAAACAUCAUCCAAGUAAAUUGUAUACUGACAGAUUCCAAAUGUUGACACACCUCAAAUGGGAACAUCUGUAGAUCCUCUGCAGUGUGUUAGGCAAAAAUGCACUUGUAAGGACAUAGCUUGAGGUUGCCUUAGAAUUGAAGCUGGUGGUGAUCCUUUUUGUGUGUGUGUGUGUAAUGACUUUACAAAUAAGCAACCUCUUUGGAAGCCCAUAGAAGGCGGCUGUGAAUGUUGUGUAUGCAGUAUUUUCUAAAAACUUGUGUUCCUACAGAGAACUUAUAAGCAUGUAAGCUUACUUUUUCAGUGGCUAUGGUUGUAUGAGAAAGAUACAUAGGGAGGCUUUUUAGAAAUUAAAAAAAAAAAAAAUCAACAUGUCACUUGUCUAAAACUUAGUCUUAUCUUCAUGGGCGUUGAAAGUAUAUUAUGUGUAAGUUAUGGUACAGUAGUCACCUAGUCUCUCUGAGCCAUUGGUACUUCAACUGCACUCUGGAACAACUAUUUGGUAUCACUAACUGUAUGUUAGCAAUACGGUAUUUGUAAGCAUGGGGACUUGGGGUGCUGGGGAGACCAAAAACC